CAUUGAUUAAAAAAAAACUACUCUUGAACGUCUAUAUAAAUUACAAAUAUCUAAUUCGAGCCAAUUAAUUGAAAGAAAAGCAAUCAUGGGUUCUUCAAGGAUUGACUCGUCAUUGGUCAUGACAGAACAAAGAGAUGUUAAGCUUCACAUAGCUAUGUUUCCAUGGCUGGCCUUCGGUCACAUACUUCCAUACCUGGAGCUUGCUAAGCUUUUUGCUCAGAAGGGUCACCAUAUAUCUUUCUUAUCAACCCCAGGAAUCAUCCAACGCCUUCCAAAGCUCCCUCCAGACCUCUCACCAUUGAUAAACUUGGUCAAGCUUCCAUUGCCUUCUUCAGAGUAUAAUCUCCCAAACGACAGCGAAUCAACGUCGGACUUGCCCAGAGAAAAAGUUCCACUCCUCAAAAGUGCCUAUGAUGGUCUCCAAGACUCCCUCUUUGAUCUUCUCCAGUCUUCUAAACCAGACUGGCUUCUCUUCGACUUUAUGGCUUAUUGGGUACCCGACAAGGCCAGAAGUAUUAACAUCCGAAGCGCCUACUUCAGUAUAUUCAAUGCUGCCGCUUUGGGAUUUGUCGGUGCCGAGAUCCCUGAUAGCCGCACGGAACCGGAAGAUUUCGUCAUCCCACCCAAGUGGGUUCCCUUCCCCUCAAAGGUUGCGUUUCGGAAGUUUGAGAUUUCCAGAAUCAUCGACGACAUUAUUUCAGUUGGGUACCGCAUUGCCAAAUCGCUCAGAGGUUGCGACGUGGUGGCCGUUAGAAGCUGUUGGGAGUUGGAGUCAGAAUGGUUAAACCUCAUGGGACAUAUUCUCGGGAAACCCGUUCUUCCCAUCGGUCAACUUCCGCCGGAACCAUGUGUCGGCGAAGACGACGACAGCUGGAGGUCAAUCAAGGACUGGCUUGACGUCCAACCAAAACGCUCUGUCGUAUACGUAGCGUUUGGGAGCGAGGCCGUACCGAGUCAAGGUGAACUCAAUGAGAUAGCUCUUGGCUUAGAGCUAUGUGGGCUUCCUUUCUUCUGGGUCUUAAAGGCUGAUCUCAGUCCAGUGGAGCUUCCAACCAGGUUCGAGGGUCGAACUAGAGGACGUGGAAUAGUGCGGAGGAGUUGGGCUCCUCAGCUGAAGAUCUUGGGUCAUGACUCGGUUGGAGGAUUCUUGACUCACUCCGGGUGGAGUUCGGUGGUGGAAGCGCUUCAGUUUGGGAUACCACUUUUGUUGUUGCCGUUCACAAAUGAUCAAGGUUUGAAUGUGAGAGUUUUAGAGGAGAAAAUGAUUGGAUAUUCAGUGCCAAGAGAUGAAAACGACGGGUCGUUUACUAGAGAGUCAGUGUCCGAGUCGUUGAAAAUGGUGCUUGAGAAAGAAGAGGGGAAGCUUUACAGAGACAAGGCUAAAGAGAUGAGUCCGAUAUUUGGAGACAAGGGUGCACAGAGCAAGUACGUGGAUGAUUUUCUUGACUACCUUAAACCUCAUUGAAUUGUUCGAAUGAUCGUUAAGUGGAGAAAGCUUUUCUACAUGACCGGCCAAAAAAAAAAGUCAGUUGUGUAAGUCGCAUGUCAUAUAUAUCCAAGGGAGCAGAUGAAUCACGCUGGAAUUUUAGCACGAUACACAUUCCAUAUUGUCAUUGGUUAAAGCUUUUCAAAUGGCAUGUUGUUAUUUAUUUCUUAAAAAAUAUAUUUUCUUCUCAUUUU
Messenger RNA from Humulus lupulus (European hop), 1680 nucleotides. RefSeq names its product UDP-glycosyltransferase 91A1-like. The transcript has a single exon. The coding region runs from base 86 to 1465 and encodes 459 amino acids. Gene Ontology annotation, molecular function: UDP-glycosyltransferase activity. NCBI's taxonomy places the organism in Eukaryota, Viridiplantae, Streptophyta, Magnoliopsida, Rosales, Cannabaceae. The record is from RefSeq and is a predicted model, not a curated record.